Messenger RNA from Rhipicephalus microplus (southern cattle tick), 2596 nucleotides. Its product is annotated as tubulin delta chain. Lineage: Eukaryota; Metazoa; Arthropoda; Arachnida; Ixodida; Ixodidae. The record is from RefSeq and is a predicted model, not a curated record. Gene Ontology annotation, biological process: microtubule-based process. Gene Ontology annotation, molecular function: GTP binding; structural constituent of cytoskeleton. Gene Ontology annotation, cellular component: microtubule.
UACUGAAACCAUCGCGGUUGCUUUGAGGUUCGUGACCAAUGGUACACGACCUCCUCUAUAAACUAGAGGGGGUCAUGUUCAGUGGUAACAAACAUGAGCUUACUCACCUUACAGAUCGGCCAGUGUGGCAAUCAACUGGGUUUUGAGUUCUUUAACGUUUUGGCGCAAGACGUAGGCGUUGGUGAGCCCGAGUCGUGCCGCGACAGCGAGUACUACAGCGCGUCGGUAGAGAGGUUUUUCACUGUUGACCGCCAAGGUGGCCUUAUUGCUAGUGCCGUCCUGGUUGACACGGAAAGAAAGGCCGUCGGCAGAGUGUUGAAGGAUGCCUGCUACAGCGACAAGUGGCACUACGCCAGUGGUGCAGCUUACACGAGUUCACAGGGUGCUGGCAACAACUGGGCACUGGGUUAUUUCGAACAAGCUGAGAAAGGCAUGGACGAGAUCUGCAACCUUGUGAGGCGCAAUGCCGAGCAACGGGACUGGUUGGAGGGCUUCCUGCCCAUCUUUUCUCUUGCUGGCGGGACAGGCAGCGGUUUGGGAACCAAACUCACAGAGACCCUGAGAGACAACUAUCCAAAGACUCCUGUUGUAACAGCGGUGGUGUGGCCAUUCAAGUCUGGAGAAGUGGCAGUGCAGGCGUACAAUGUGCUGCUGUCUCUGGCACAUUUACAAGAUUCUGCAGAUGCCCUGCUUGUACUAAGUAAUGACUCUCUGCACCGAGUAGUCACCCAGCGGUGGGCACUUCGUAGCGCCUCUCUGGUUGAGAUGAAUGCAUUGGCUGCCAGACACUUGGCUUGCUUGCUUCAACCCAGCCAAGCCAAGUAUGGACCAUUCAAAUACCUUGGAGACGUUGCUGCUGAUUUGGGAUGUUUUGGAUCUGUGAAGCAAGUGAGUCUGCUGCAGGUGCCCCAGGAGCCACCUACAAUGACAGCCUUCAGCUGUAGCUCCUGGCAGAGUCUGGUGCGGGCGCUCAGCAAGAUGCAGCACUGCCACAGUGCUACUGAUGAAGCCAUGGGCACUGAAAACAGGCCUCUUACAUGUGUCGCCUCACUGGCUGUUGGACGGGGUGAAGGGCUGUCAGCCCUCAACGCCACUGACCUUGCCCCUCGCCGCGUACCUUUUGUGGAAGAAGGUCGUGAGUUUAAUGUAUGGAUGAAUCCUCACAAAUUUAUGGGUUCCGCUCGUACCCUGUUGCUGGCUAGCAACAGUGAUGCCUGUGUUCCUGAGUUGGACUUGUUAGUAAGUCGAGCAUGGUGCCGAUUCACAAAGUUCGCCUACCUUCAUCACUACACACAGCAUGGACUGCAGGCCGAGGACAUGUACGAUGCAUUUUUGCGAGUUGAACAAGCCAUUUCUUACUACAAACAACUGUCUCAAUAAAAAAGUCAGAAGUUGAGUCAUUUGGUACAUGUGCAAGCUCAACAUGCUGAAAACUUGCCGCGGUGUAAUAAUAAAAAUAUGAUCUCUAGCAGCCUUCCAGCAAAUGUGUAGAUGCCAUCAAAAGAAAUUAACUUUCUUAGAUGGAAGGAUAUCAUAAGGUAAGUUGCGUCUUCAUUAUAUUUCUGCAUUGGCUUUCAGACACUUUUUUUUAUUAUGUAGAGGUAUUUCUCGUAACCACCCACUGAAAGUGCACAAGUUUUCUGCUAGAAUUAGCGUUUUUAAAAUAUUCAUUUUUUUUCACAAUCAAUACAGCAGGGGAACAAACUAUCUCAAGAAAUUGUAGCUGCUUCCAGGGAAACAUUCAUCGUUGUGCUUUGAAGUCGCAUUUUUUCGUAGCCUGAUUUCACUUUCGUUUGUUCUUUCUAGCAGUCUAAGCCUAAAUUUGUUUGUUUUAGUGAUCUCUGCUGGCAUGCUUGUGUGUGUUUAUGCAUAAUUUGCUGUGUAUUUUCCUACAUGUCAAUUCUCCUUUUUUUCAUUUUGUUUAUUGUUCUGAAAUGUAUUACUUUGUAUACGUAUUUUAAAUAUGUAUUUUAAAUGUUAUCUCCCUCCUGCACUAAUGCCCCACAUGGGAUCCUGUAGGUAUUGUAAAUAAAUAAAUAAAUAAAUAGGAGCUUAGUUAGUUCUAGCCUCCUUUUGUAUAGUACUCAAUUCAGCUGUAUAAAAUAUUCAAAAAAUCACCUACCUUGAAAGCAUUGUGUGGGGCUUUAGCAAAAAUACUUUUCUCCUUGAACAUCUUGUGCUUUGCUAUUCAUGAAUAAUGUCCCAUGUUUACACCUUUAACUUGUUUGUUAUGUACUAGCUCCUUAGUUAGAGUCGUAAAGAGCAUAAAAUGCGUGAAAACAUGUCACUACUAUAUAUAUAUAUUUUUUUUCUGAACAUACUUAACCAUCAUUUAUUUUUUACUUGUAUCUAUAAAUUAUAUUUAGUAUCAAGGUAUAUAACCAAAGGUAAUUUUUCUACAGUUUCAUGUUCCAUUUGACACAAAAUUCAGACAUUCAGCCUGUGGUUAUAGUUGCAACAUCACUUCAAAAAAAGUUAGGUGAUGCUUGCAUAAUGGUGUGAUUUGGUAGUCUGAAUGCAUUAUUUUUAGGGCAACAGCCUUGUACGUCACGCAAGCAUAAAAUAUUCAACAAAGUUGCUGGCAAUAAAAAUGGUU